CAUAACCAUUUCCUUCAUCAUGAGGAAAAUCUGAGUUAGUCCUCAUAAUUGCGUAUGAUAACACUCGAAGCAAUGAAUGCACACUCGAGAGUUUUUCAGGGGUGAAAAAAUUGUCCCAUGCAGAAGUUGGGUGGAGCACGUUAAUUGCUAUCCCCCGUAAGUUCGUCAAAGAUCUUCUCACCAGAGAUUUUCUCUCACCAUCAUCCUUUCUAUCCUUUGCUUGCAUCAUCAUCAUCAUCAUCAUCUGUCUCUGAUCCAUUUCUCUCACUGCAUACCUCUCCAAAAAGUACAGCUGCUGAAGCUACAGAGCUUUCCCUCUUCUUUUUUUUUUUUUAUUCUUUUUUUUCUUUGGGGUGGGGAAUGGGGGUGUUUUGCUUUUUCCGCUUCUGUUUUUGUUUUGUUUUUUUCUUGCGUCUGAUGGGUUUGGCUGUUGGAUUCAGAGGAGAAAGCACGAGACUUUCGUUACCCCAUUCCCUCACCUUUCUCAUCAGCAUUGGGUUUGUUGUCGAAAAUGGCUAAAAAAAGCAAAGGACUUUCUUUUUCAUCUCUGAGGAGGGGUUAAAAACAGAGAGAUGGGAGAGGGGAUGGUGGGUGAUGCUGAGAGGACCUGCCAUGAACAGGAGUUGGAACAGAGAGAAUCCAGAUAUUUUGAUUGCGAUGAUUGCAGGAGGAGAGAGAAGAGAGAGAGACAUGAUGCAGCAGAUGGUGAAGGGUUGUGAGGAGGACAAAGUUGAUCAGAGCAAGGCUGUGAUAGCAAAUGGGCCCUCCAAAGCCUGUAACAUAUAUGAGUGCCUACUGCAACCAACAGUAAUCUCUCUCUCUCUCCAGUCUCUGUGAGAGUGUGUUUAGUAAAUGGGUCCAGUUCAUUCAACCCUGGUGCAGAAGCCUGCUUUUGGACUUUUUGACACUCCUUUUCUUCCUUUUUAAGGGGUCAUCUGAGAUUGAGUGUUUGUAUAAUUCAAAGAAAACCCAUUUGUGCUUUUGGCUUGUUUUCUUGUGGGCAGGAGGAAAAAGAGUCGUCCUUAAUAGCAUAGAGGCUCUCAAUCUUUUGUUUCUUGGGGCUUGGGUUUUUCAGGAAAUCCUACUUCUCUCUCCAUGCAAAGAUUGCAUUUUUAAAAGGAUAAACAACCCCACCUUUUGUAUGUUUCUUUUUCAUCUUGAGGUGUUUGGGAAGUGGUGGGGGUGUCAAAUUCUCUGCCCAGGCCUCGGGGACAUGCAUUCUCAACUUCAUUCUCUGCUUUUUUGGUCAAGGAAAUAGCUACUCUGCAAGCAAAUCAGAGGGAAAUGAACUUUGAGAUAAGAUGAAUAUCUUCAUGAGCCAAGUUUUCGCAUAAAGAAAAGGGUUUCGACAGGGUUGGGACCUAGCUCAUCUUCAUGAGCCAAGUUACGUGAGAUCCUAGGAUUGAAGAUCUUCAACUGACCUUGUCAGAAUUUUGAUGUGUUGAUGUUGCAAUGGAGCAUAAUUUGUUUGAUGUUUCGGUAGAUAUGUCAAACCGAGCCUCUUUCUUGCUGGAUGGUGUUUCGGCACACGCAUCUGCAAGCUCCUUCCUGCAGUCAGAUAUACUCAACAAGAAUAACUCAGACCACACAGUCGGGUAUCCAAUACAUUCGAACAUUCAAGGAGAAUCGAUCGGUGAUCUACAAGCUGGAAUCACCGGUUCACAGUUUAUUUCCGAUGCGUCGGUUCCCUUUCAUGGGAUCGAUGCCAUUCGGAAUGCUCCUGACUUCAAUGGAGCAAUGCCAAUUUCUCCUGCUUGUUUUCCUGCAAUUUUGGCCUCAAGAAGGGAUCUCCAAGAAAAUAUAAAUGGCUUGCCAAUUCCAUUGCCAUCAAUUGAUCUGUUAGAAGUUGGGAAUAUACCAAAUGAUGGCUCUAAUGUUUCGCAUAUGUCAUUGGGAACUUGCAGCUACGAUGAACCGGCCGGCACGUGUAAGUGGAAUGCUAACAGGUUUCAAUCAAGAACUGUCUGUCCACCUUAUCCUGUUGCCCGAAAUACAAAUACUGUUGGAUGGAUAUCAUCCGGGAACCUAAAUAUACAUAUGGGUUGUGCUUAUUUUCCCCCUAAUUCCAGUAAUGAGCUCUCACUCAGCCUUGCCUCAUCAAAGUCUUCGAUAAUUAAUUUGCCGAAUAUCUCUGAUCAGUGCUCAGAGAUAAGCAAUGCCGGUGCGAGUCACCAUUUUUCAAAUGAAAGAAGAGCAUACAAAUCAGGACUGAAUUCCUGCAACAAUAAGGAGCUUUCUCUAUGUUCUGCCUCUUACGGGGCACCUCAGUUGUCACAACUCAUAGCCGGAUCCAAGUACUUGAGUGGAAUUCAGGAAAUUCUUGCUCAGAUAGCAAGCUAUUCACUGGAAAAUCUAAACAAGGUCAGUUAUGUAAGUAGCGGGCUCGGGAGUGGGACUAGCAAGUCGCAAUUCUCAUCAGACUGUCGUGUCGAUGAAGGACAAGAACUUGAAGUUUUUGGCCAGCGACAAGAAGCCGAAGCUAAGAAAGCCCAGUUGUUGACUCUGCUACAAGUGGUCGAUGACCGAUACAACCAAUGCUUGGACGAGAUCCACACAGUGAUAUCUGCAUUUCACGCGGCGACUGAACUGGACCCAAAGAUACACACCCGCUUCGCACUUCACACCAUCUCGAUUCUGUACAAGAACCUCAGAGAGAGGAUCAGCAACUAUAUCCUUGCAAUGGGGGAGGAUUUCGGCCACUCAAGCACAGGAGAUCGGGCAAGAUCUUUUGAGGCCUCAUUCAUACAAAGGCAGUGGGCACUCCAGCAGCUCAAAAGGAAAGACCAACAACUAUGGAGACCCCAGAGAGGCCUACCGGAAAAGUCCGUCUCAGUGCUACGGGCUUGGAUGUUUCAAAACUUUCUUCACCCGUAUCCCAAGGAUGCCGAGAAGCAUCUACUGGCACUCAAAAGCGGACUGACAAGAAGCCAAGUAUCCAAUUGGUUUAUCAACGCACGUGUCCGUCUUUGGAAACCAAUGAUCGAGGAAAUGUAUUCCGAGAUGAAUCGAAGGAAGGCUCAUCACAAUGAGGAUGGAAGCAGUGGUGCUAACCAAAUCCAGAGGAGCAUCAACAUCCAAAAGUUUCGCAUGAAUUAAUUUGGAGACACGAGGACAAUUAGAGGGAUGGAUGCUUCUCGACACCUUCUAAUUGAAAACGCUCUGGUUCGGCAGUUCUGCUGUCUGAAGGAGUGAUUGCAUUUGCUUAAGUGGUUAUCGAUCAUAAAGAACGCCUUUUGGAUUUAGUCAUGUAUCAAUGCAGCAAUGUAUAGAAGGUAUAGGCCAGCGAUCCGCAUGACAUGUUUGCCUGCUGGAAGAGAUCUCAACCCAAGACCUUGUCGGCUCAAAAGGUGUAUACCUUAGGCAUCCGACUGGGAAGAGAAUGCUCAAGUCGGGAAUUUCCAUGGCUUUGCAACAUCUCCUCCGAUCACAUGCGAGGAUGCAAAUCCCCUUACUCUAUUGGUACUUAUUUUUGAAUCCCCAAGUGCAUGGACUGUUCAAGUGAUAUACAACGUGAGAACGCUAUGAAUUGAUGCCUUUUUGGAAUGGUGGGAUGAUUAGAGAAUCCUAUGAAUUUGAUCAGAAGAGAAAGAGGCCUCUUCUUCCUCU
Eucalyptus grandis is the source of this 3606-nucleotide messenger RNA. RefSeq names its product homeobox protein ATH1. Lineage: Eukaryota; Viridiplantae; Streptophyta; Magnoliopsida; Myrtales; Myrtaceae. Gene Ontology annotation, molecular function: RNA polymerase II cis-regulatory region sequence-specific DNA binding; DNA-binding transcription factor activity, RNA polymerase II-specific. The record is from RefSeq and is a predicted model, not a curated record. The transcript is spliced from 7 exons. Gene Ontology annotation, biological process: regulation of transcription by RNA polymerase II. The coding region runs from base 1453 to 3096 and encodes 547 amino acids.